Messenger RNA from Rhodofomes roseus, 493 nucleotides. RefSeq lists its product as uncharacterized. Lineage: Eukaryota; Fungi; Basidiomycota; Agaricomycetes; Polyporales; Fomitopsidaceae. The record is from RefSeq and is a predicted model, not a curated record. Gene Ontology annotation, cellular component: cytoplasm. Bases 141 to 371 code for a protein of 76 amino acids. The transcript has 2 exons.
AUUCGUCGCUCUCACUGACACUGGGCCAUACAUCCGCCGACUGCCUACAGAACCCCUGCUCGCCGCUCCCUAUCCUAUCCCAGCACUCACCGCUGCUCUUUUCAUCGCCCUCGCCGAGCCUUCUGCACGCACUCUAUAGCAUGGCGCUCGGCAGACUCUUUCACUAUGCGGUAGACGCGGUCCUAUUGUCGACUGUUGUAGCAGGGGUCAGGCGAUCAGCGGGAUUCAGACCUGAUACAGAGAGCCUGCUGCCCGAUCCUACUAUGCGCUCGAUAGCGGACCGUUACUUCGGUGUCGGCGAGACGAUCUUCGAUAUGAUACAGGGGACAGCAGUCAACAGCCAAUACUUCAAGAAGGAUAGCAGGAGAUGAUUAUGGCUGGGCUCGAGAGCAUGUGGACCUUGGAUUAUGGGUGUAGCUGGGUGUAAGCUAUCGCUUUUGUACUAUAUCGUUGGUGUGAGAUCAACGAACCUCUAUUUAUUGACUCAGACCUU